Molecule: messenger RNA, 2274 nt
Organism: Aspergillus fischeri NRRL 181
Lineage: Eukaryota; Fungi; Ascomycota; Eurotiomycetes; Eurotiales; Aspergillaceae
Product: putative Melibiase subfamily
Exons: 1
Coding region: 1-2274 (757 amino acids)
Biological process (GO): carbohydrate catabolic process
Molecular function (GO): alpha-galactosidase activity
Source: RefSeq, a predicted model, not a curated record
AUGAUGCUCAUUGGCGCAAUAUUAGCCGGGAUCUGCCCGGCGAAUAUUUACCCCUCUUUAAGUACGAUUCCCCAGGUCAAGGAAGUCCUGGAGACACCAGUAACUAGACUCGUCGAUCCUGAAAUGCCGUCGCAGACAAUUACACUCGAAAGCCAGGCUCUUCGAGUCAAAGUACUUAUUGAUAAGGAUGGGGCAGCUUUCUUACAAGGGGUGCUGCCUCUUCCCGACACUUCGCCAACCCCCGCGUCGAAGAAUUUCAGUGACUCGUAUGCGCCGCUGGUAGAGGUGCGGCUGGCCGGAGAGGGAACAGAAAGAAACAAGUCCUCGAAAAGUCUCGUGGGGAGCUAUGUCGGCUCUCGUCUGCAGUAUCAGUCCCAUGAGAUUGAGAGAGGCGCAGAUACCCAGACACUCCAUGUUCGAUUGCAGGAUGGUAUUUCCGGGGCGCUGGUUACAUCGCAUCUCACAGUUUACGAGGGGUUCCCGGUUCUGCGUGCGACGGCUAGCAUCCAAAACGGUGGUGACAAAGACCUCGUCGUGACGCAGCUCACAUCGCUAGUUCUCGGUGGGCUAUCGACUAAUUCAAAGAGAUGGUGGCACGAGUAUAGAUUAUCUGUACCCAACAACUCGUGGUUCCGAGAAGCACAGUGGAUUGAACAUGACCUGCCCAGUCUUGGAGUCGAUGAUUGUGGCGUCUACGGACGGCCUGAUGAGCACUGGGGAAGCCUGACGCACUAUUCUGUAUCGAACCGCGGCACCUUUUCCACGGAAGGUCAUCUCCCAAUGGGACUUCUGAAACACGUCAGCGGGAAAGAUACCUGGCUCUGGCAGGUGGAGAACAAUGGCUCGUGGCGAUGGGAGAUAGGAGACUGGAAGGACAGCAUUUAUCUGGCUGCUGGUGGGCCUGUAGAGACCGAGCAUGACUGGAGGGAGAGGCUCGCUCCAGGACAGGAGUUUACUACCGUGCCUGUUGCGCUGUGCCAUGUCCAGGAUGACUAUGAGGAAGCCUUUGCAGCCAUGACCCGGUACAGACGCCAGAUCCGACGCAAGCACCGAGACCACGACGGACUGCCAAUCAUCUUCAACGAUUACAUGAACUGUUUGAUGGGUGAUCCCACUGAGGAGAAAAUAUUAGCGCUUGUAGAUCCCGUUGUCAAAGCAGGCGCGGGGUACUUUGUGAUUGACGCUGGGUGGUACGCCGAUGACUCCGGUUGGUGGGACGAUGUUGGAUUGUGGGAGCCAUCUCAGAAGAGGUUUCCAUCGGGAUUCAAGGCCCUUCUAAGUCAGAUCCGAAACAAAGGAUUGAUUCCUGGACUAUGGAUCGAGCCUGAAGUCAUCGGAGUCCGCAGCGCUGUGGCAAAGCAGCUACCAAACGAAGCGUUCUUCCAGCGAGAUGGUCAUCGCGUCGUGGAGAAGAAUCGAUAUCAACUCGAUUACCGUCAUGCCGCCGUACGAGAGCACAUGAGCGCCGUCAUCCAUCGUCUUGUGACUGAAUACGGCGUUGGAUACUUCAAGUUCGACUACAACAUCGAUGUCACCCAAGGGACAGACAUCAGCUGCUCAAGUCCUGGCUCCGGCCAACUAGAGCAUAACCGUGCUUACCUUCACUGGGUAAACGAAUUGCACGAUCGCUACCAUGACCUCGUGAUUGAAAACUGCUCCAGCGGUGCCCAGCGAAUGGAUUACGCCAUGUUGGCGGUCCACGCUCUCCAGUCGUCGAGCGACCAGCAAGAUCCAGAGCGCUACCCGGCCAUUGCGUCGGCUCUCCCUACUGCAGUUACUCCGGAACAAGGAGCAAUAUGGGCCUACCCGCAGCCGGCAUGGGAUGAUGAGUUUAAUGCGAUGACCGUAGUCAAUAGUCUUCUGGGCAGAGUGCAUCUAAGUGGUCGCUUAGAUCUUCUCCGGCCGGAGCAGUUUGAUUUGAUCAAAGAGGGCAUGGAUGUUUAUAGAGCCAUACGGGCUGAUUUGCCCACAGCAACCGCCUUUUGGCCUUUGGGUCUUCCACAGUGGCAUGAUGAUUGGUUCUCACUCGGUAUGGUUGUGACGAAGCGCGAGGGCAAUGGUCGCCAGUGCUAUUACCUUUCGAUUUGGAGACGAGGCGGUCCCGAAUCUAUUGACCUGCCCGUCAAAGCCCUCUGUGGUAGGGAUGUUAGCACUGAGAUCCUUUAUCCUACCAGUUUUCCUGCGACGAUUGAAUGGUUGUCUAACAAAGGUUUAUUGAAAGUCACUAUUCCGUCUGAAAUGGGAGCUCGACUUAUCAAGCUGACAGCAGAGUGA